AUGCAAACCGCCAACGGGCUUCCACCAUGCUCUCUUGAACAAGAAGUCGCCGGUAUCAUUGGAUACGGCACCAUUGGAAAGCGUCUAGAUGUUCUUUGCAAGGCCCUGGGAAUGGAAGUACUUAUCGCCGAGCGAAAGGAGGCGGGUACUCCCAGCCCGAAGACCUCGAACGAGACAAACGGGCCGGCUGCCGUCUCCCGGACUCCCUUCGAAGAAGUCAUCAGAUCGGCCACCGCGCUCUUCAUAUGCUGCACCCCACGAGACGUCGUCGCGCAGCACGAUCGACGCGCCCGAGCUAAGCGCCAUGCAGCCUGCGGCGGCGUCGUGAACACGGCGGCGGUCCGCGCGUUGCGGGAGACGUGCAUCUCCGGUGCAGCCGUGGACGUGUCCGACCGAGAACCGGCUUGCGCCGAGGACGACAGCGCGUUCCUAGCGGCGGAUGCGGCGGGGUUGAAUCUCACGCCAGCUGUCGCCAUGCAUGUGGGAUAUUGUUCUACGAAGACGGUGUUGGCGAUGGAGGCGAUGGCCAAGAAGCAUAUUAAGAAUGUCAUUCCUGGAGAUUAUAGAAACUUUGAAGCGUAGUGCUGCUUGAUGUCUAGGUUGUUACAGGAUGUGCCAAUCUUAGGUAUCUUAGACACAUAGGUAAUCUGUUCACUCGAUUUAGGUUCAGGUGUACGAAUAUCUCGGAGACUAGCCGGGAGCUCUCUGACUGAGCGAAUCCGGUUUAAUCAAGUCUUGCAAAUUAAAUUAUAUUUACAUAGGUACUGUUUAUUUUAUUCUGUUUAACAUCUAUUCAUUUACCACCAAAAUUCUCAUAGGCUAGCAGACAGGUAAAGCUGCAAUGAUGUUGGAACGUCAUUUCCUAACCUUACCAUUGAUCCC
Messenger RNA from Daldinia caldariorum, 882 nucleotides. RefSeq lists its product as uncharacterized. NCBI's taxonomy places the organism in Eukaryota, Fungi, Ascomycota, Sordariomycetes, Xylariales, Hypoxylaceae. The transcript has 2 exons. The record is from RefSeq and is a predicted model, not a curated record. Bases 1 to 582 code for a protein of 193 amino acids. Gene Ontology annotation, molecular function: NAD binding.